AUGGCUGAAGAUGAGGAGCCCAAGUACUGUGACUUGAUACCCAGCAUGGUGAAAGAGACUACGCUUCUGUGUCUGGCAAAGCUGCCUCCUCCAAUGGUGGCGGUGGGUCGAUGCGUGUGCCGCUCAUGGAGAAAAGCCCUCGCUAAUCCCACAUCUCUCCGCCGCUCUCUCAGCAUUCCCCCCAACCACCGCCUCUUCCUCGCCCUCUUCCAGACAGAAUGCGACCCGGGAUACCGACAGGCAACUCACCACAACACCGAAUGGCUGCUCUUGAGAAAAUCCUCCUCCUCUUCUUCUUCUUCUUCUUCCCCUACCCUCUCUCUGUGCAACCCACUCUCUCAAAUCUCCUCCUGCAUAAACCUACGCAGCAUGGCGGUAAACGACAGCGUGCUGUUUCCGGAACUCCCCUCUCUGGUCGACAACAAAAUCGCGAGGUUCCUAUCUUACAGGUUGGAAGACCAACGGUGGAGCGUUGUUCCAUCUUUCCCAUCGGGCUAUAAAGAUAUCAGACUCUACGCAUGCGCAGCGCUGGGCGAUUUCAUUUAUUUCAGCGGUGGGCGAGAUGAGCUGAACGAACAGGCAACAACAAGUGGUGUCCGGUACGACACGGUGAACCGGCGGUGGGAAAGCCUACCGGACAUGAUAAUGUCGCGCAUCGAUUGCACAGGGAUUGUUUUGGACGACAAAUUUGUUGUAAUCGGAGGCUCUUACAAGGAUUGA
Messenger RNA from Cryptomeria japonica (Japanese cedar), 720 nucleotides. RefSeq names its product F-box/kelch-repeat protein At5g60570. The transcript has a single exon. Gene Ontology annotation, molecular function: protein binding. Gene Ontology annotation, biological process: regulation of phenylpropanoid metabolic process; negative regulation of cytokinin-activated signaling pathway. NCBI's taxonomy places the organism in Eukaryota, Viridiplantae, Streptophyta, Pinopsida, Cupressales, Cupressaceae. The record is from RefSeq and is a predicted model, not a curated record. Bases 1 to 720 code for a protein of 239 amino acids.